Messenger RNA from Cherax quadricarinatus, 2537 nucleotides. NCBI's taxonomy places the organism in Eukaryota, Metazoa, Arthropoda, Malacostraca, Decapoda, Parastacidae. The record is from RefSeq and is a predicted model, not a curated record.
AUGAUCCUUAAUGCUUUUGAAGCUGUCAAGCGCUUACGAAAAGUAAACGUUAAUGUUAAAAUGGAAAUGAAUAGGUUGAAAGCGUGGCGUGAGGAGAGUGGCGAGUGGAGGGCGAUGAAUGGUACUCUAGUGAGCCCUAACUUUCCACGACCGUACCCUGCACGACUCCAGUGUCGUGUUGACUUCAAGGCUCCCCAACGACAUCGUAUCAGACUCGUUCCUUCACACACUUCUUCGCUUCCACCACUCAACCUCUCCAACCGCAGGACCGUGGUUGCCGUCAAGAUUUCCGAAGGUAGGCAGCACAAGCUGGCCACAUUCUGUGGUCCUGGCAUCCCUCAUCCUAUCAUGUCUUCUGGUUCCUAUCUCAGCCUCGUUUUCAGAAGCUACACUUCUGGACCACAUGUCACAGGUUACCGAGCUGUCUACACCUUCCUCAAGACAAAUGAAAGACCUUUACAAACGUCCAAAGAUGAAAAUUGUAAGAACACGGAUUUGCUGGGCAAUCAGUUCACUACAACUGCUGAAAUGUUUCAGUUUCAAGAGCAACUGUCGCUAAUGCCUCUCAGCAUUUUUGUGACCUUCCUUCAGACUUUACAGUGUUUUGAGCUCUCUUCAGCGCUACUCUGUCCCACAGGCAUCUACCCAAGAAACACAGUGUGUCAAUACAUCUUCAGAGGACUCGACAACCAGAAAGUUAAACUCACGUUCAAGUACUUCGACAUCGAGGGUGUAGCACCGUGUACAGCAGAAAGUGACAGUGAUUAUGUGGAGUUCAGUAGCACCAUAGAGCAGGACCUCCUUCCAAGACGAUGUGGGCGCUUUGCUCCCAAGGUUAGCUUCAACAUUCUAUGUGUUCAUAUUACUUAAUACUAGCACAACCAGGGAGAUAUGUUAACUGCGUACAGAAUACUUGGAGUACGCCAUAACGCAAACAUUUAAUCAAACAUGAAGUUGAUAAAAAUACUGAGAACCCAUUGUUCAGGCAGACAUUACACUUAAAGCCCCUUAUUAACGAUGCCAUUACUACAGAGGUUUCAAGCACUGAAAUAAAUGAAAUCCACAGAAUCAAGGAUCAAAUGAUGAGUCCAUUCAUUGGAUUUCUUUGAUACGAAUUGGUUCUUGAUCCAAGACAUUGAUGCUUCCUGUUCGUUCCUUGGAUCAGAUCUUGCCUACCCAGGUGCUGCUUAACCUCUGCAGCUUGAGCACCUCGCCGUAAUAAUAACUUGGAUAUACAUAGUUCAUACUUUAUUAUUCUACAUACAAUGACAAGAUCUUUACUACAUGUAUUAAUCCUGAUGAACUAGUGAGUAAGGAUGGGGAGAGGACCUUAUGUUUCAUUAUCCUUGCCUCAGACAUAAUUUGAUAGUUCUUAAUAGACAGAAGUAGACAGUUCUCAGGAUAUAGCCUCGACAUGGUCUAUAAAGUCUUCUGUCUUUCUCAUGUGCCCUCAUGUACCGCCAUGUGCCCUCGUGUACUGUCAUGUGCCCUCAUGUACUGUCAUGUGCCCUUGUGUACUGUCAUGUGCCCUCAUGUACUGUCAUGUGCCCUCAUGUACUCUCAUGUGCCCUCAUGUACUGUCAAGUGCCCUCAUGUACUGUCAAGUGCCCUCGUGUACUGUCAUGUGCCCUCAUGUACUGUCAUGUGCCCUUGUGUACUGUCAUGUGCCCUCAUGUACUGUCAUGUGCCCUUGUGUACUGUCAUGUGCCCUCAUGUACUGUCAAGUGCCCUCAUGUACUGUCAAGUGCCCUCAUGUACUGUCAAGUGCCCUCAUGUACUGUCAUGUGCCCUUGUGUACUGUCAUGUACUCUCAUGUAUCCCGGGGUCGAACCAUCGACGUAAACAAAGACCAGGUCAAACACAGCAACGUAGUAAAUGCCUUUAAUAACACCAAGACUAAAUCAGUUCAUAAUCUUGAAUCCAAUAAUAUAAAACGUGUUUUUUUCAUCAGUUAACAAGAUGCAUACUGUUACUUCGGCUAGAUUUACAUUGUAACAAUUACACCCUAAAGUUCAUUUAGACUUCAUUCAUAAAAUUAAACAUUGGUGACUAAGUCACAGGACCAAUUCUGCUUGUUAUUCCUACAUUUUUCAUCACAUUUACGAAGUAUAUACACCAGCUUAACCUCCAGAUUCAUGAUUCAGAUUGUCAGAUUCAUGAUUCAGAUUGUCAGAUUCACGAUUCAGAUUGUCAGAUUCAUAAUUACUACAGAGUGAUAGUAUUUAUAUACACCAUCUCACUUGUACAUGAAUGGUAUACAAUGCCCACAACUUGAAGAAUUAGACACAUGCAACAUCUGGAUAUUUUUAGUAGUAGACUUUUGCCAUCCAGUGGCUUUAUCAAUACAAAUUGAAGGAAACAACAGGAAGACUAUAGAACUAUAUACAAAAGACGAGGUAAUUAGUCACUCAGCCUUGAAGUUGGUGAUGUUGCACAUGUGUCAGAUUCCUCAUGUCCAGUUGUAUUUCCUCACAGUCAUAUGCAUAUUUCCAGUGCAAAUACAGUAUCGUGUGGCAAGCAGAGAACCGAAAAAAUGA